AGAUGGCUUUGUUGAGCAUCAUAGGCGUUUUGGUUUGAAACGUGGCAAUGUUGUCUAUGUAGGCAGUUCACUAGGCUUUGAGACACUAUGAAUCCCGCCCAGGGUUUGACACAAAACAUCUUAGUAUGCUGUCGUCUAGUUUCAGAUGUCCAGUUCGACAGACGCCAGUCAUCAUGUUGUCUUCUCUUGUAAAAGCUGAUCGUCUCGCAUCUCAUGUUGGCAAAAAAUAUGCGCCAUUUUAUGAAUUCAUAGCGCGAACCCUGAAGUCUCAACCAGGCGAUGUAGAUUUGCACAGCGCAACAUCGAUCUCUGGAAACUACAAAACCAUAGAUGAUCUACCGGGACCCAGCCUGGCAACAACUGCGUACUGGCUCUUCGUUAAAGGAUACGCGGAUAAAAGUCAUGCAAUGCAGGUGGAGCAUAAGCGCCUGUAUGGUCCGAUCUGGCGGUCACGCUUUGGGCCGUUUGAUGUGGUAAAUGUGGCGACGGCUGAACUGAUUGCACAGGUGAUCCGACAGGAGGGUCGUUACCCAGUGCGGACUGAUCUGCCUCACUGGAAAGAAUACAGAGACAUGAGAGGACAGGCAUACGGAAUUCAUGUAGACACAGGCCCUGAGUGGUAUCGCAUCCGCAGUGCUCUGAACCCUAAGAUGCUUAAACUGAAGGAAGUAGCAGCAUAUGCUCCCAUAAUUCACGAGGUUGUGUCUGAUCUCCUACAGCGUGUGGAACUCCUGCGUCUGCGCAGUCCAGACCAGGUCACCGUCAAGGACCUCGCCUCUGAGCUCUACAAAUUUGGCUUUGAGGGAAUCUCCUCGAUCCUGUUCGAAACUCGAUUAGGCUGUUUACAGGAGGAAAUUCCCACAGACACCCUGCGGUUCAUAUCUGCCGUCAAUGACAUGUUGGCGCUGUCAGAGAUGGUUCUUUUUUUCCCACGCUGGACCCGUCACAUCUUCCCGUUCUGGAAACGGUUUGUCCAGGCAUGGGAUGACUUGUAUGACACGUCCAACACAUUAUCAUGGACCUUGUACCACCUCGCAAGAGAUGCAGAAGUACAGAACCGCCUCUAUAAUGAGAUCGCAUCUGUGUGUCCGAAUAAAGAGCUGCCGACCGCAGAACACCUGACAAGGAUGCCCUACAUGAAGGCUGUCAUCAAAGAAACUCUCAGGAUUUAUCCUGUUGUCCCUGGUAAUGGACGCCUGACUGUGGAUUCGGAAGUAAUUGUGGAUAAUUAUUGGUUCCCUAAGAAGACACAGUUCCAUCUCUGUCACUACGCUGUUAGUCACGACGAGAGUAAUUUCCCUGAACCGGAGUGCUUUGUUCCAGACCGCUGGUUGAGAGACAACCCGUCUCGCUCUCAGCAUCACCCCUACAGUUCUGUCCCGUUUGGGGUUGGUGUUCGGGCCUGCGUGGGGAAGAGGGUCGCAGAGCUGGAGAUGUACUUUGCCCUAAGUAGACUGAUGCAACAUUAUGAAGUCAGAACGGAGGAGGGAGCCCCGUCGAUACAUCCCAAAACCAGAACCCUGCUCAUUCCCUCCAAACCUAUUGACCUACAGUUUAUCCCUCGGGCUUGAUGCCAGCCAGCUCCAAUCAAUCUGUUAACCAAAAUCAGUACCUUUAAUUCAAAUAAUUUUGCCUUAAAGUUUGCCUUUUGAGAAGUUUUUGUGAAAUGCUGUCUGUGGUCAUUUAGGUUAAAAGUGAAAAAUCACAACUGAGCUUAAAUAUUAUAAGAGAUAUUUACAGCUGAGGUGUUCAAUUCACCUAGGUUACAUUGUUAAAGAAGCAUUUGCAAACAGUCUAAAAAAAUCCAACAGAGAGAUAUGAGUACCAAGUCUCUUGCAAAAUCACUAUUGCUUUU
Sinocyclocheilus grahami is the source of this 1855-nucleotide messenger RNA. Its product is annotated as sterol 26-hydroxylase, mitochondrial-like. The record is from RefSeq and is a predicted model, not a curated record. Gene Ontology annotation, biological process: glucocorticoid biosynthetic process; cellular response to peptide hormone stimulus; cortisol metabolic process. Bases 126 to 1571 code for a protein of 481 amino acids. Gene Ontology annotation, molecular function: iron ion binding; heme binding; monooxygenase activity. Lineage: Eukaryota; Metazoa; Chordata; Actinopteri; Cypriniformes; Cyprinidae. Gene Ontology annotation, cellular component: mitochondrial inner membrane. The transcript has 8 exons.